CAGUGCCCGGUAAACAUUGGCGUGAGCCGCCGGCCCCGCCGUGCUGGCGGCGCCCUGAGGGCGGCGGGGUCCGGGGCCGGGGCCAUGGACGAGCUCAAGCACCAGGUGAUGAUCAACCAGUUCGUGCUGGCGGCCGGAUGCGCCGCAGACCAGGCCAAGCAGCUGCUGCAGGCGGCCCACUGGCAGUUCGAGACUGCUCUCAGUGCUUUUUUCCAAGAAACAAACAUCCCCUACAGCCACCACCAUCAGAUGAUGUGCACUCCCGCCAACACGCCGGCCACGCCGCCCAACUUCCCCGACGCCCUCACCAUGUUCUCCCGCCUCAAGGCUUCAGAAAGCUUCAACAGCAGUAGCCCCGUGGCCUCCAUGGCGACUUCCCCGCCACCCCCGGCCCCGCCGCUGCCCCAGCACGGGGCCUUCAACCCCGCCUGGCCCACGGCUUCUCCACCCGGGCAGCAGCAGAGCAUGUGGACUCCGGCCGCGCCGGCGCAGCCCGCGGGCUGGCCAGCCGCCGUCUCCCAGCAGGCCAGCGCAGAACAGAAGGCCAACGUGACCAUGGAGGCAGAGAGAUGAGGCCGCGGCGGAGAGCGGACGCAGUGGGGACCCCUGCGUAUAAAUAUAUAUAUUUUUUUUUCUCCCCCCCUCCCCAAAGAGGAGAGGAACUCUGCUGCCAGGGCAUCUGGCAGCCGCCGAGACACAUGAGCAAAUAGCUGCCUUGCAUGGGUUUGGUUUGAAGUAGUUUUUACUUGUUCUCGAGCUGAAUGGAGCUCCCCAGAGACAGCGGGAGGCUGCGUGGGACCGGUGCCGGCCUCUGCCUGGGACCCUGACGCUGCCAGACUCUUGGGGAGGGAGCACCCCCUCCUCUCUUGGGACACCGGAGUUUGCAUGCCAGUGACAUUUACAGAGGAGGUCCCUUCCUCAGGGUUCCCUGGGCCACCCCACCAGGCAGAGUGAGUUGUGCCUGAGUGUUUCCCCCCAUCCUUUGGCCCCGAUCAACUGGGUGGGGGGUAGAUACCCCAUGAGGCUUGUUUUUUGUAAGGGGUGGAGAGAGCAGGGGCUGUUCCUGCACCACCACAGCCUCCACCCCACACACACCAUCCUCGAUGGUGAGCAGGGCUGGGGGACACCAGCCCUUGGGGAGGUGUCUGGCCCCUCGCCCAGCCGCGGAUGGGGAGCAGGGGGUCCCUGGUGGUCCGGCUGGGCCAGCGCACCUUCCCCUCAACCUCCCGGGGUGGGGUUUGCCCCAGGGCUGUUUUGCAUGACACAGUGUAACCCUAGAGACUGGGAUCGUUUUUAACCCCUCUGUUCUUUUCUCCCGGCGGCUGGAAGUCCCUCCGGAUGCGCCGCAGCCGCUUGCAAUACACGCUCUUCUGCUUUGAA
Messenger RNA from Sturnus vulgaris (Common starling), 1380 nucleotides. RefSeq names its product UBA like domain containing 1 (gene UBALD1). The record is from RefSeq and is a predicted model, not a curated record. NCBI's taxonomy places the organism in Eukaryota, Metazoa, Chordata, Aves, Passeriformes, Sturnidae. Gene Ontology annotation, molecular function: protein binding.